Molecule: messenger RNA, 1269 nt
Organism: Lathyrus sativus (Indian pea)
Lineage: Eukaryota; Viridiplantae; Streptophyta; Magnoliopsida; Fabales; Fabaceae
Source: the annotation of a GenBank genome assembly
AUGGGUGAUUUUUUGGAUCCUGAUUUGAUCAGUGACCUUCCUCAAAGCAUUGUAGAGACAAUUCUCAUACAACUUCCGAUAAGAGAUGCUGUCAGAACUAGCAUUUUGUCGAGAAAAUGGAGGUACAAAUGGUCUACCAUUACUCAGCUCGUGUUCGACGAAAAAUGUUACCCUACUUGUCACGACCGGGAGCUUGUUCAGAAAAGUGUUGUUGAGUUUAUCACCAGAUUGUUGUUUCUUCAUCAAGGGCCAAUUCAUAAGUUUCAAAUUGUCAAUACAAGUUUGCAGAGCUGCCCUGCGAUAAAUCAGUGGAUUCUUUUUCUUUCCAGAAAUGAUAUUAAGGAUUUGAAUCUUGAAUUAGGAGAAGGAGAAUUCUUUAGGAUGCCUUCCUGUUUUUUCAAUUGUGAGAAAUUGACUCGAUUGGAGCUCUCGCGCUGUGAGUUGUAUCCGCCGGCUAGUUUUAAGGGAUUUUUGUGUUUGAAGAGCCUCAAUCUUCAUCAGGUUUUGAUAUCACCUGAAGCAAUUGAGAGCCUCAUUUCAAGUUGCCCUCUCUUGGAGAGUUUAUCACUCUCGUACUUUGAUUGCUUAGCUCUUACCGUCUGUGCUCCAAACCUCAAGUACUUGUGUCUUGAAGGAGAAUUCACGGAAAUUUGUCUUGUAAAUACUCCUCUCUUGGUUGAAUUGUCCGUUGCUAUGUAUAUGACUGACGAUGUUGCCGAGCACAUGGAGCAUAGCUCAACUUGCAAUUUUGUCAAGUUUCUUGGCGGUGUGCCUAAUCUUGAGAGACUUGUUGGUCUAAUUGACUUCACAAAGUAUUUGAGCAUAGGAAACGACUUGGGGCAUCCUGCUAUAAUGUACAACAAUUUGGAAACUAUUGAAAUGUAUCAAGUAAGUUUUGAGGAUAUGAAAGAGAUACUUGUCAUCCUUCGCUUGAUUACAAGUUCUCCUAAUCUUAAGGAACUUCACAUUUCCGGUUCAUCAAACAUAUCAGCUGGAACAUAUGUUGCUGGUAUGGAAUUUUGGGAAAAAGAAUGUCCUUCAGAUUCUGUACUUAGUCAGCUUAAACUUGUGAAGUUGACCGAAAUGAGUGGUGUGCCACAUGAGAUCGAAUUUAUCAAAUUUUUACUUGGCUGUUCACCUGUGUUGGAGACAAUGAGUAUCAUCCCUUCUAUGUAUGAUUUGGAAUGUCAAUUGAAAAUGUUGGUUGAAUUGAUGAAGUUUCGAAGAGCUUCUACUAAAGCAGAAGUUUAUUUCAUCCGGGGAGAUUAA